AAAGAGGUUGUUAUGUAAUAGCUACAAGUUUUAAUGGGAUUGCCUUUUCAAUGGCUAUCCCCGUCUGCGAUUCAAGAAUUCCACAUGAAAGACGGGAAAAGGCUUUCCGGGUUAUGUUGAUGAUCGACUUCUGCAAGAGAUUGUACAUCAUAUGGAUGGUAUUAUCGUUAUCAUUAUCAUCAUUUGCUCAAGGAUCAAAUCACUAUGACCUUAGGGCUCUAAAUGCUUUUAUUCAUCGUCAAGCAAAUGACAUUCUAGUACAGCCUCAUACAGGCAUUCUUUACAGUAUUCCUCUCCCUGCUAACUUCUCGGGCAUGGAGGUUUCAGUUAUUAGACUCAGAAGAAGGCAAUUUUGGGCUAAAGGAGCUAAUAUUAGUUUCUUUCAUAUCCCAUCAAGAAUUCGGCCAAUGCCUUACGUUGAAAGGCUAGCCAUACUAUAUCAGAACUUUGGCAAUUGGUCUUCUUAUUACUAUAAUGUGCCUGGUUAUAGGUUGGUUGCGCCUGUUUUCGGAUUCCAGGCUUAUGAUUCUAUGCAUUCAGGAAUGAUAGGCAUACACCAGCUCAAGUUCUACGGCCUGAAGGACCCCAUUGCAGUUCAGUUUUCUCAUCAUUUACUAGAAGGAAAAAAUGUGACACCAAAAUGUGUCAUAUUUAGUGCUGAUGGGUCAUUUAAAUUGCAGAACAUGAGUAAGUCUUAUGUUUGUCAUUCACUAGGUCCAGGUCAUUUUUCUGUUGUUGUUCCAAAUGAAGAAGAGAAUAGAUUGAAAUUUUGGGUGCUGGGAUUAGGGCUGGGAUGUGUUGGAUUGGUUUUAUUGGGUGUGGUUGUGGUGGUCAUUUUCAGAGUGGUAAAAAAGAAGAAGCUCAGGAAAAUGGAGAAGCAAUCUGAGAAAGGGGUGGCUAUUGAUACAUUCUGGAUAGGAGGAACAAAACUGCCUUCUGCAUCAAUGAUUAGAACUCAGCCAGCCCUUGAGAAUGAAUAUGUUCCCUGAUUCACAAUAUAAUUUCUUUGUACCUUUUUUGUUUCCCCAUUUUUACAAGUGAAGAUACCUUAAUUUGUACGUCCUUUAAAUUUUAGACAGACAAAGAAACAAAGUACGCUUGUGAUAUAUUCUCAUUA
Quercus robur (English oak) is the source of this 1117-nucleotide messenger RNA. RefSeq lists its product as uncharacterized. The transcript has a single exon. Lineage: Eukaryota; Viridiplantae; Streptophyta; Magnoliopsida; Fagales; Fagaceae. The record is from RefSeq and is a predicted model, not a curated record. Bases 51 to 989 code for a protein of 312 amino acids. Gene Ontology annotation, cellular component: membrane.